UGGUGCAGGAUGCCAUACUAACUACAGGUUCACACCAUAGAAAUAACAUGGACUUGGUCAAGAAUUUUUGUUCAAUGAGGGACCUUUGAGAGUGUGUUCUUCAACUUUUUUGCAAUACAAAAAGCAUGAGAGAAGAGGGAGGCUUUGAAGUGAUAAAGAAGGCAAUUCGGAAUCUCUCACUUCACCAUGAGGAGCACAUUAGCGCCUAUGGAGAAGGUUUACGGGAAAGCAUGAAACAGCCAACUGACACAUUGUCUUUGGGAGUUGCCGAUUGUGGUUGUUCAAUCUGUGGGGGCCGUGACAAUGAGAAGCAAAGAAAAGGUACCAUGACAAUGACCAUACCAGUUCCCUUUUGUGCUCUAUCUGAAAAUCAUUUGGAGAUGCUCAACUUUAUCAAAUGAUUCUAGAAACACUACCAUGAAAAAAAUAAUACCUAU
Messenger RNA from Eucalyptus grandis, 437 nucleotides. Its product is annotated as glutamine synthetase, chloroplastic-like. Lineage: Eukaryota; Viridiplantae; Streptophyta; Magnoliopsida; Myrtales; Myrtaceae. Gene Ontology annotation, molecular function: glutamine synthetase activity. Gene Ontology annotation, cellular component: cytoplasm. Bases 126 to 401 code for a protein of 91 amino acids. The transcript has 2 exons. The record is from RefSeq and is a predicted model, not a curated record.